Amoebophrya sp. A25 is the source of this 672-nucleotide messenger RNA. Lineage: Eukaryota; Dinophyceae; Syndiniales; Amoebophryaceae. The record is from the annotation of a GenBank genome assembly.
CGAUUUUCGACGAGAGUGAGGCCCGAGCAUGGGUCGAGGAGCAGAACGAUCCGUCGAUAAUUUCCGCACACAAUUAUGUUUUUUCGCGAGGGGACUUUGGCGGGCCUGGUUUUCUGGUUAAUUCCCGGGACCGUUCCGGUCUUCGAGGUCUGCACCUGCAGGGGAUCAUACGAGACGACGGACAUGACCACCAUGCAACCAUGCAUUCCUUAUUCGGCACUCCAGCGUACUUAUCGCACGCGAACCUACACGACUUCACGCGGGGAAAGCGCAACGUAAAUGCGGACGCUCAACAUCUCUCGACUCAAGACAGACUGUUGCACAAGCGGCAGCUUCAGCAGAAUGUCCUUUUCCGACAAAAGGGCUUUACAACUCCCUCAAUUUAAGAAUUCGGCUAAUGUCUGACACAUGCGGUAGCUGCUCUCUAAUUGAAUUCAAUUGCGUCACUGACUAGUCGGGAAAGCUAGCUUUCGAUCAGCGUGAAGAUCAUACUAGUUGUUGAUUAGAAUUGAAGAGCAAGAGUUUUUCCUUAUGUUCCCAGUUCUAAUUGCCGCACUUGCAAAAGCAUAAUCCACAACGUCUCCGGCGGCGACGGCCGAUGAAAGGACGUGGUAAAGCGCAACACAUGAUGUUGAGACCGACUAGGAAACAAGAAGACCCAUUGCAUUUGCA